Molecule: messenger RNA, 752 nt
Organism: Oryza brachyantha (malo sina)
Lineage: Eukaryota; Viridiplantae; Streptophyta; Magnoliopsida; Poales; Poaceae
Product: 40S ribosomal protein S14-like
Exons: 6
Coding region: 87-542 (151 amino acids)
Biological process (GO): maturation of SSU-rRNA from tricistronic rRNA transcript (SSU-rRNA, 5.8S rRNA, LSU-rRNA); ribosomal small subunit assembly; translation
Cellular component (GO): cytosolic small ribosomal subunit; ribosome
Molecular function (GO): mRNA 5'-UTR binding; structural constituent of ribosome; small ribosomal subunit rRNA binding
Source: RefSeq, a predicted model, not a curated record
AUACCUCCUGCCCUCCGAACCCUAGACCCGCGUCUCCUCCCUCGCUCCGCCGCCGCCGCCACCGCGAGCACGCAGACGACGCAGCCAUGUCCGGGAGGAAGAAGACGCGGGAGCCCAAGGAGGAGAACGUGACGCUCGGCCCCACGGUCCGCGAGGGCGAGCUGGUCUUCGGCGUCGCGCGCAUCUUCGCAUCAUUCAACGACACCUUCAUCCAUGUGACGGAUCUGUCCGGGAGGGAGACGCUCGUCCGCAUCACCGGUGGCAUGAAGGUCAAAGCUGACCGUGAUGAGUCAUCCCCUUAUGCUGCUAUGCUUGCAGCUCAGGAUGUUGCACAGAGAUGCAAGGAGCUUGGAAUUACUGCUCUCCAUAUUAAGCUCCGUGCUACUGGUGGAAACAAGACAAAAACUCCAGGUCCUGGUGCUCAAUCUGCCCUUAGAGCUCUUGCACGUUCUGGCAUGAAGAUCGGGCGCAUUGAGGACGUUACUCCAGUCCCAACUGACAGCACUCGCAGAAAGGGUGGCAGAAGAGGAAGGAGGCUGUAAUUCUACGCAGUUCAAAGUGUCGGGGAAACACAAAGCUAUCUACCCUUGUCCUUGCAACUUGUUCUGUACUCUAUUUAUGAUGUUAGCAUCGGAUGUGGAUUUAUAAAUUGAGCUAUGCUGUGUUGGAUCUUUAGAGGACGGAUAACCUGCCCCUUUAUCGAGACAUUUGGUUGCUGUUAUCACCUGUGUUUAUCGUUAUUUUGUUGUGUU